This is a messenger RNA of Nezara viridula (southern green stink bug), 2082 nucleotides long. The record is from the annotation of a GenBank genome assembly. NCBI's taxonomy places the organism in Eukaryota, Metazoa, Arthropoda, Insecta, Hemiptera, Pentatomidae.
GAAGGUGUGACGUCCUACCGAAGUGGCCGGAGGUGACGGCCGUGAAAGCGAUAUUCCCGGGGUGGGGCUCGGUAUUCCCGACUGCUCUGCCUGCCCCCUCCUCCAGUCCAGCUCUCUAAGAGCCAGUGUUGACGAGAGAUCAUGGUCGAGAGGAUGUUGUGGUUGUUGAUGCUGGUGCUCGUUGGGGCCGAGGGGGCCACCCUGAACCAGACUGUUCGGGCGCCAUCCCUCCAGCCCGCCAUCGAGAGGGGUCUCAUCAAGCUGAGCCUGGGGCUGCAGAAGGCCUCGGCCGCCUCCACCGCUCGCGGCGAGAAUGUCAUCUUCGCUCCGCUCAGCAUCGCAGCGGUCAACGCUCUGCUCCUUGCGGCUGCCACCGGCGUCACCAAGAAGGAGCUGGAGACCCUCUUUGGGGUCGACGGUGUUCCUCAUAACCAAGAUGAUUUACACAGACUACUGUCAGAUUUUAUAUUCAGCGUGGAAACAGAUAAACAACUUGAGCAAAAUCUGAUGUCUGCAAAUGGACUCUUUCCAGACUACCAUAAUGAAAUAUCCCCUGAAUACAUCGCUUUCGCAAAGAAUUUCUACCAGAGUGAAGUUAUUCCUCUCGAUUACAGGAGGAUGCCUUAUGAAUCCACAGAGUUCAUAAAUAGAUGGGUAUCUAACAGGACAGAAGGAAAAAUACCGCAAAUUUUGGACGAUGUUGUCGAACCUCUCACGUCUUUGAUAAUUGCCAAUGCUUUUUAUUUCAAAGGAAGCUGGGAGCAGCCAUUCAUUGAAAAGUAUACUAAAAUGCAGAACUUUACUAUCAACAAGAACGAAGUUAUAAAAGUGCCGAUGAUGGUGGGUAUCUUGGAGGUGCCCUUCUACCAGCGCAAAGGGAGCCACAAGGUGAUUGGGCUUCCCUACAAAGGCGGGGACUUGAUCAUGUACUUCGUACUCCCAGAUAAGAACCUCACUGCCUUCGUUGAAAAUCUCACUCUCGAUUCAGUCAAAGAAUUGAUGAAUCACACGACUCGCCAAAAGGUUAUCACGGCAAUCCCGAAGAUGCGGGUGGAAGCCAGCGUGGAGCUGUCGAAAGCCCUGUUCUCGCUCGGGUUGCGCUCGCUGUUCAGCGGCUGGACCGCCAACCUGGACAGCCUCGGAAAAGGCAGCUUCGUCAGCGAAGUGGUCCACAAGGUGGCCGUCGAACUGACGGAGUAUGGGACCGAAGCCGCCGCCUCCACCAGCGUCAUCAUCCACCGGGACGGCUCCAUGCCGCUCUUCAGGGCCGACCGACCCUUCUUCUUCUUCAUCUCCCACCAAAAGACAAACGCCAUCCUCUUUUGGGGUACGGUCUUCAGGCCCGUUGUCUGAAGAUUAACAGGCGUUUCUAAAUAUUACAGUAAUUCGAUUAUCUCAAUAAUGUAUGAUCGAAGCUGAAAUUUUUAUAUUCAAUUAUAUUACAACUUAUUUUUUGUCAAAAAUACUUAAAUUCAUUACCUGAAUCUGAAACUAUACAAUCCAAAUAUUUCAAACACGGAGUUAUUAAAUUUCAAAUAUAUUUAUAUUUUAUGAGAGAAUAAUCGAAAGUUUACACCAUUUACGAGUAUUAUUUUUCCUUAUAAUGGAUUGGUAUAUUUUAUGUUAGAAUUUAUUGAUUUAAAGGCUGUGAAAUAUUGGCUACAAUUAAAAGUAGCAGUAUAAUAGCUCUUGAAACUCCAGGUAUUCCUAAACUACUGUCAUAUUUGUACCAUGGACAUUUAUUAAAGGCCAAGCUGAAGUAAAGUUGAGGUGUGAGGAGGGCCUUUAAUAACUGUUCAUGGUAUGGUUAUUACUUAAUUUUUAUUUUUAUGUUUGUUAUUGUUGAUUAUUUACUAUCGUAAUUAUUAUGUAAUAUACUCAUUUUUAUAUAAUUAAAUAGGAGAAAUUCUAUUUAUCUAUAUGUGUAAUUUACAAAAGCAAUUUAUGCUACUUAAAAUUGUUCUAGUCAUUAAGAAAUUCAUUUUUGCUGUAGGUAUAUAUUUAGCAUCAUAUUUAUAUAUAGAUGGUUUAUGUAUCAAAAUAAUAUAAGUGUAAUACAUUUUUUUUUUACACUUUUUACAA